AUGUCCUCCGUGAAAGAAGGCCGUAUCACGAAAUCCAAGUCCAAAAGAGCGCGCAGCGCAACAAGACGCGUCUCCAACAAAUCGUCGGUAGCGGUAGUCGAACAGACCAACGCACUAUCCAUCGAGGACUUCAUCGCUCAAUACGUGACUCCGCUCACACAAGGUGAUCCAUUGAAAAACGAUGGGAUCAAUCAAUCAAUACAAGUCCAGGACCAGCCACAGCUGAGCCAAGAUGAUACCGCCGGACUACCAAUGGAGAUCUACUCCGCAGCAACGAUUCGAGCCUCCGAUCUGGAAGCAUGUCUCGAUUUGGUCGAGCAGACAUCUAGCGAGGACUACGCUGCCGCUGCGAGUGGCGGCUGGUCGCGUACCAAGAAACGGAAAGAGAUGAAGUUGCCUGAUAUGAAAUAUCUAAUUCUGCGUGACCUGCCAAACCUCCGCUCUAAUUCUAGUGGGACGGACGCUGCGGCUGAGAAGCAGAGUGAGGUCACCGAUGGAAAGGCCGUAGAGAAUCGCGACGAGCUGGUUCAGACGGGCAAUUCUGGUUCUCCGAACGUGCUCGGAUUCUUGUCGUUUAUGGUUACCUACGAGGAUGGGAAGGAGGUUGUUUACUGCUACGAGAUCCACUUGUCGCCGACGGCCCGGGGGCGGGGCGUCGGGAGGGUGCUUAUGGAGCGGAUGGAGGGCAUUGGUCGGGCUGUUGGCUUGGAGAAGGCCAUGUUGACGGUUUUCAAGUCGAAUGAGGUUGCUCGGCGGUUCUAUGAGCGGCUUGGGUAUGAGGUUGAUGAGUUCUCGCCCCGACCGCGGAAGUUGCGCAACGGGACUAUUAAGGAGUACGGCUAUUUGAUUUUGUCGAAAAGGCUGAAAUUGUGA
Messenger RNA from Penicillium bovifimosum, 873 nucleotides. Its product is annotated as N-terminal L-serine N(alpha)-acetyltransferase NAT4. Gene Ontology annotation, molecular function: histone H4 acetyltransferase activity; protein N-terminal-serine acetyltransferase activity; histone H2A acetyltransferase activity. The record is from RefSeq and is a predicted model, not a curated record. NCBI's taxonomy places the organism in Eukaryota, Fungi, Ascomycota, Eurotiomycetes, Eurotiales, Aspergillaceae. The transcript is spliced from 2 exons. Gene Ontology annotation, cellular component: nucleus. Bases 1 to 873 code for a protein of 290 amino acids.